Molecule: messenger RNA, 816 nt
Organism: Thelazia callipaeda (thelaziosis nematode)
Lineage: Eukaryota; Metazoa; Nematoda; Chromadorea; Rhabditida; Thelaziidae
Source: the annotation of a GenBank genome assembly
UUGUACAAUAACUAUCGCAUAAUUAAGGAGUACCGUAUACCGCUACCAGUAACUGUGACAGAAUAUCGUAGGGGUCAACUUUAUGCUGUGGCUCAAGCAGCUAAAAAUGAAACCGGUGGUGGCGAAGGAGUGGAGGUAUUGAAACAGGAAAAGUUUAAUGGUUAUGAAGUAAAUGAAGGUGAAAAAAUGUGUGGUGUGUAUACUCAUAAAAUAUACCGUAUUAAAUCAAAAGUACCUGCUUCUGCAAGAAAAAUCCUCCCUGAUGGUGCUUUCGUUCUUCACGAAAAGUGUUGGAAUGCAUACCCCUACUGUAAAACAAUAAUUACUAAUCCAGAUUUCAUGGGUGAAAAAUUUUACAUUAAGCUUGAAUCCAUGCAUAAAAGUGAUCGUGGCGAUGACGAGAACGAUAUCAGUGAUAGUACUAAUGUUCGUACAUUUAAAUCAAAAAAGACAGGCCGUGGUCCAUUGAAGAAAGAUUGGAUUGAAACUGCGCAACCAAUUAUGUGCUGUUAUAAAUUAAGAGAAUUAUUUUGUUGGAUUGAUGGAUGGUAUGAUUUAUCAAUGGAAGAUAUAGAAAAAAUUGAAGAAGCAACAAAAGAAAUUUUACAAAAACAAAUAGCUGAAGAAGGAAAACGUGGCGUUUCUGAUGAUGAAAAUAAAACAAUUACAAGGCUUGUUGAUAAAAUGCAUUUGGAAUUCAAAAUUUAUGAUUCCAACUUCUAUGCUACAAAAAAUUUUUUCAUCAAAAGACUAAUAAUUAUUUUAAGUUAUAGUAAUUUAAUAUCUAAUUUUCAUAAAAUUAAUAUUACAUUAUAA